Molecule: messenger RNA, 2250 nt
Organism: Neospora caninum
Lineage: Eukaryota; Apicomplexa; Conoidasida; Eucoccidiorida; Sarcocystidae
Exons: 1
Coding region: 1-2250 (749 amino acids)
Source: RefSeq, a predicted model, not a curated record
AUGCCUGCGAAGCCACCCAAAGCUGCAGGCACAAUGUCCAAAGCCAAAGGCAAAAAAAAAAAGACACAAGGGCAGAAGGGGAAUCUGCCUCCGCGACCAGAUCUCAGGUCUUACCCCAAACAUCAGGGUCCUCUGCCCAAGCCCGGGUGGUACACACGCUGUUCUGUGGAUGACCAGAUCGACGCUUGUGCCAGGAAGCUGCGUGAUUUUUCUCUACUGACUAGGCCAAAUGGACUGCCUCCUCGCAUUCUACUGGAGGCGUCCGGGUCCCCGAGACUUGCACUGCGCUCCAGCUCUUCCCGGUCUGAUGCGGUCCCGCUGCAGCGGCAGGCUGCGACUUCCUCCUCACCAGGGUCGCCGUUUGGAAGGCCUAAAACUGCUAUCUCUCCACAGGACCCAUCUAAUCGUUAUCGCUUGGAAAGACCUACCUUGAGUGACAGAGCGCCCAAGGCUGUUCUGGCGGCUAGAACGCCAGCUGCGGCGAUACGCAUCCCUCGUUCGGUGGAAGCAGCGGCGAUCAAAAUGGAAACAAGCGCUAUGCAGACCAAGACUGGCGGAAGCUUGCCUUGCGAUUCACAGACGCAAGCGACUGACGCGCAGUGGGCAAAUGCGGUAACGGUGGACGAUGUGAAGGCGUUGAACAUUGCAGGAGAUCCGCGAUACCUCGAGAUGCAAGAGUUUGUGUCACGGUGUGCAGAACGAGUGAGCCAAGCGGGCGGGGGUGGCCCUGGAUUGGAGCCGACUCCUGACGGUUUCUCUGCGGUACCACCAACUCGACGUUUCCGCUUGGAGGCGCGGUGGAUCCCGAAGCAGCCAUCAGCAAACGACGGGAACAGAUGUGACGGGUAUUCACCGAAGGCCUCCGAAUUAUUGCCAGUGGUGGAACCUCCCGUAUGGGGAAAUCCGCCUUCAUCUCUGUCCCGUGGAGGAGGUUCUGGCACAAGUUGUAGGCGCCGUACGGCAUUUUGGAAUCCCAAGUCAUACCAGCACACUGGUAGUACUCCUAGAACAGCAGUUGCAGAGCCAUAUACACAGGCAUUCUUUGCUGAACUCGAAAACCGUCUAAGAGAGGUCCUCUCUUGCCGCAACACAAAGUUCCGUCUCUCUCAAUUGGACAGCGUCUAUGCGUGGUUUCAACGACAACGGCCUCGUUCUGCAGCCACCGCGUCAAGUGGUGCGGGUCCCCCUCGCGACUGUGGAGGAACAGACAAUCGUCCGAACUGGACAGUGACAGAUGCGCUCUCGACAGACCCAUCGGACCUUCCACCUGCGUAUCCUCCUCCGGAGCUGCCUUCCCCCAGUGAUGCGUUUGACGCUUCCGCACUUGCUUCGUGUAGAGGUUCCGCCUUUUAUGACCCACAAAGACCGAGGAGAGGUUCGAAUGGAGGUUUCGCCUCCCGGAACAACUCCACAGAUAAUCUAGACACCGCGGGGAAUUUCCGACUUCCUCUUGCGCAGGAUAGACUGCUCGGCAGGCAGAGAGAAAGCAAGAGAUCAAGUGCGUCAGGCUCCAUUUGCAACUCGCGUCGAUCCUCUGUUUUGCCAGCAUCGAAGGGUAACAGACGUAGCCUCGAAGACGCCGUUUCUGUCGCCGAAAACCCUGACGUGGAAGCGUGUGGUUCUAAGGCAUCUCGCGACCUGACUGAUGAAGGCAGAGUUCAUCAAGACAGAAGGCACGCCGGCAGUAUUAGUGCGGAAGAGCCAUCUUUUCUUGAUUUUCUCCAAAGUCAUGCUCCACUCGUUUCCCCCCAAGAUUACCUCCUGGAGCUAGAAACGCGGGACCUCCUUCCGCAGGGGAACCCCGAGGAUUUUAUCAGCGCUAGACGCGCUCUCAUGCUUGAUCAACUGAGCUCCCCUGUCGGAGUUUUCACUUCUCGGAAAGAGAAAGCAACAACGUCUGCCCCAGGGAGAGAGUAUGCUGCCGACCGGGCCUCUGUGGCAGCGCCCGAUAGGUCCGGGGCAACGGAGACAGAAGCUAGAACAAUGACUCAAACGUGGGCUGCAAGCUGCCACCGGAAAUAUCGAGGGGAUUUGCAGCAGAGAUACAUCCAAGAUCUACGGAAGAUCCGGCCCCCCUGGGGCAUGAAGAACAUUCACGUCAAUUCUCCCUCAGCAACAGGCGAGGGGAAAGUGUCUCUCAGCAACUCUCCUGCACGGUGGCCGCGGAAUCACGUUGAGAGGCCAGGACGCCUCCCGCGGCAGACCUUUGCUGGUAAAAUGAGCGAUCUCGCGAACCCGAAAAGAAGAUAG